AGGGGAAAGGUGGGUUGCGGAGACCUAGACAUUCUGAUUACUCGACCCACGAGUGACCGGAAGACUCAUCAAAGUAGAACCCACCUUCUGUAUUCUCGCCGUCUCCUACAGGGAUUACACGAGCGGGGCAUUAUCACAGAAAAUCUGAGUCUGCCUGAUGUUUUGGAACUCGUAUAUCGAGGGCUCUGCAGG
Molecule: messenger RNA, 192 nt
Organism: Laetiporus sulphureus 93-53
Lineage: Eukaryota; Fungi; Basidiomycota; Agaricomycetes; Polyporales; Laetiporaceae
Exons: 2
Source: RefSeq, a predicted model, not a curated record